AUGAUGUUCCUUGUGCACCUGCGUGCCCUAAUUGCUGGUGCCGUCCUCCAUAGUUUCAUCGAUGUUUGCAAUUACCUGAUGCCCCGCCGCCUUUUUCUCACCGACUCUUUGUUUGCCCCGACACUGUGCCAUCUUUGGGUGAGCAAUUACCUCCCGAUGGUCUGUUUGGCCUUCAUGGCCUUGGUUCUAAAUUUUAUUGUUGGAAACAGAGCCAUCCAAAUUGCUUGCAGAUACCAGUACUCGUUUUCCACAUCCCUCCUUACCAAUCUCGCCUAUGUGGUCGGCAUGGGUCUUCUCAGCAUAACCGUGAUGCUGCCACAAGCUCUCAUAGUGUACUGGGAUGGCAAACGUUGCCGCUGUCGUGACACCAACCUGGCCUAUGGACUCCUGGUGUCUCUUUACACGGAGACCUUCGUUCAUUUUGGCCUGUCUGUAGUAAUCAGUGCCAUUAUCCUCGGCAAAUCCUGUCACAAAAUUAUCACCUGGGUGCGUAACACACCAGCCGACCAGCUCUCCGAUACCUGGAACAAUCUGGCUUUCUCCUGCACUACUAAGGAGCAGAUUGAGACAUUCAGUCGACCCCAGGGUUGGAUGACUGCGUCCAUGUGCACUUUGCCCCUUUCGGUGGCCUACAUAAUACCCAUUAUUUUCAAAUCAGGCCAUGAAUUUUUAUGUGCUUCGGGAGUGUGUAAAUUGAUUCGCUACUCUCUGUUAUUCAGGGUAGGCAACCUUCUGGUAGAUAUCCAUCUACUCAUACUGCCUAUCAUCAUCAUCAUUUUCAUUCCGGCACUGCGGGAUCUACCCGUGCGGCUCUGUCAAAGAACCAUUUGGCUGAUCAAAAAGCACUGCAGGACUGCUCCUACCGAGGAACUUGGCUUCAGAAUUUCCUAG
Molecule: messenger RNA, 891 nt
Organism: Spirometra erinaceieuropaei
Lineage: Eukaryota; Metazoa; Platyhelminthes; Cestoda; Diphyllobothriidea; Diphyllobothriidae
Source: the annotation of a GenBank genome assembly